Messenger RNA from Cladophialophora immunda, 2595 nucleotides. RefSeq lists its product as uncharacterized. Lineage: Eukaryota; Fungi; Ascomycota; Eurotiomycetes; Chaetothyriales; Herpotrichiellaceae. The record is from RefSeq and is a predicted model, not a curated record. The coding region runs from base 1 to 2595 and encodes 864 amino acids. The transcript has 3 exons.
AUGGACGAGAACAUUCUCCAGAAUCUUGCAGCUCAGAGGUCGCAAGAGUGCCAAUUGAUCGAUCUAACCCUGGGCAGGCUGAAGAAACUGCACGAGUCUGAGGUGGCCAUCUUGGGUGACCUAUACCGAGAAGAUCGGUGGCGCUGGACCCCAGAACAUGGUCUGCAGGUGGGACUCCCUCAAGACUUGGAAGUCCGAUGGUUCUCGCGCGAAUCGGUCCUGGACUUGCAGAAUCGAGUCCGCCCAUUGACACUUCCUGACGGUGAGCCUGACCCGAACGCGGAUCGACGUCUCGAGAGGCAAGAAUAUGUGUGGCUUUUGUCACAGAUGCUGCAUUACGAGUUGGGCUUUGCACUGACUCCUAUCGAUGCGACAGCGAGAAUCGCGACCGCCCUCCGUGCCGGCAAUGUACGCCAACCACGCAAACUCAAGCAUCGUGCGCAGAAGCUGAGAGGAGAUUACCGUCUUCGGAACUCGGACCUCGAUUCAGAGUCAGCAGUCAACGAAGAAACUAGCACUAGCGGCUUUGAUGCCCAACCAGAACGAGAACAGCAGCUCGAAAACGGAGGGACUGAGAACGGAACAGGCACCACACUCUCCUCGGCCGAGUCCGAUCUGAAGAGACGACUCGUGGUAGGGAAGGCCAGAGCGGAUACAGAGGCAAUUAUCCCUGGUCCGAUGGAAAGAGACGUCGGUACCGGAGCGAGGGCUGUCCAAGUUCGGGAAGAGGAGCUGCAGUGUAAUAGCAACGCCAAUGAACAAUAUGGGUACAAAAGAGACGCUGCUGCGACUGUCACGACCACCGGCACGAGGCAAACCCCGGUGACCACGAGAUCAAACUUGCGCAGUCCAGCAAAAAGGCCUUGGGUUUCUCACUCAGAUACCCUUCAGAAGACUCUGGAUCCGCUCCCGCCAGCACCGCGGCCAGUUCAGUUCAGUGAACAAGUCGCAGACAAGCACGCGAAGAGUACCCAGACAUUCCUCGCUCUAGGAAGGGCCGCACCAGCUCCACCUAGAACUGAUAAUGAUAGAAGCUUUGAGGAGAUGAGUCGGAGGGUGAGCACAGACAAUACCAAAACUUUCUCUGCUGCUAAAGCUCGCAAGACUUGGUCUCCGAUCGAAACAUCAACUGUACUGGACGAGGAUACUGCAGGACAAAAUCGAAGCACGACACCAGUGCUGGAGGGAAUUACUCAGUCUCUCGGUAACGAGUACAGAGCUGGAGGCUUUCGUUACAAUGUCUUGCAAAGGCCACACGAAAGCCCAACACAAUCCCCUCAGACUGGGACCAAACAUUUGGCAAUGAAAGACACAGGUCCGUGGAUCUCAGGGCCAGACAAGAUUCAAUUGCUUCGACCUAAGAAUCCUGCCCCAACCACAGAGGAAAUGGAACAAGUAAACCAACCAGGGCAACCCUGUCCCGUUUACAUUGUCAUUGAGGACUCGGACAGCGAGCACCAUUCAGAGCAUCCUCACAGGGGUAAAGGAUCUUCAAUAAGGAGGCUGAAAAAAAGGAAACCUUGUGUCAAGGCUGCGAGUGCCUUGGGUACGUUCUAUGCGACGAGGUCGAUCUUUUUAAUCCCACCCAGUGACAUUGGUGGCGAUGAUGGCGCACAACUGUCCGGUCGACGGAGAAGCUUGUCGAGUGCACCGUCGAGGAUCAGCGCUAUAUUUCCUCAAACGAAAAGAACCGUCGCGAAUCGUACUAACCUCACCAGCAGAGUUGCUGCCAAAGUUCGAGUCGGUAGGCAUACCCCGGAUGUUUGCACGUCGAAAACACGCCCUACCCGGCAGUCCGAAGACAAUUCUGAUCCGUUGGAACGGAUCCCGUUUGGCUACAUUCGCAGUACAGAAUCCAAGUCUCGACAUGGAGAUCCCCCAGAAGCUGGCGCUGCAGCUAAUGGGUUUCCUCCCAAGAUCAGAAGAGCUCCAUCACCCUGGAACCGGAACCUAUCUAACCGGAUACAAGUCUCGUCCCUUCAGCAAGAAAACCUCAAACUCGUACAAAAAGCAACCGUCAAUCUAUAUAGCCCACAAUCGGCUAAAACAGUCAGCUUAAAGAAGGCUGAGGUGCCAAAGAAAGCAGAGUCCCCAAAGCGAACACAAAUACCCGGAACAGCACUGACGGUUUCCGAUAACUAUGCGCUGAAUGCAAAGGUUGAAGAAGUUUGCAAGGACACUGACAAGGUCGUCGAAGAGCUGCGGCACAGUUCUCAAACAGUCGUGAGGAGCUUCAAACCCCCACGCAAGAACAAACGACCCCAUUCUGCAGCCUUCAGCGAGCAUGGAGGCUCUAGAAAAGGCGGCAAAAGGAAACCGAACAGCACCAACACGACAUAUGAUCUGGUGGAAAGGACAACGCCGGGUGCUCCAAAGAGCGCCAUACCACGAGAUAACGACGUACCCAUAUUUCCUAGGAUGGAAUAUCUCAUGGGAUGUGAUAGGAAUGGCGUCCCUGCCAAACGCGCACCUUUCCGUCGACCGACACCUCUCACCCACACUCUCCGCGACCAGAGCGACGCCGCAAGGAUCCAAGAACGAAAGCGAGCUAUUGGAGCCGAUUCCCCAAACCAUCUCCUCCGCGGAGUGGGAUAG